GAGGCGAUGAGGCAGCGAAGGGCCGCCGAGGGGAGUCUCGUGCUGCUGACUCAGCCUCCCAGAUCGCGGGGAAUUCCUGCGCUCGCUUCAUCAGCAUCAGCAUCGGGGUUGGAGGUUACUGAACGCUUCAAUUUGGUCGCUGGCCUGGAAGUCCUCCCGAUCCCACAGGUCUACUGCAUCUGCAUCUUAUAUAGUACUCAAUUCGAUACACCGCCCCUUCUCGUUCCGCAUAUACAUUAUCGCCGCGCCCUUCCUCUACUAGGCUCCGCCGGUGAGCUUCCCCUCCCCGCAAUAUGGCUUCAGAUCAAACCUCGGCCCUGCUUCUGCUGCCACCGCCUCCGUCGGCCUCCUUUGACAAGUUCAAGGCCGCCUACGAGCCCAUUCUGUCGGCAGUCUGCUCAAGGCUUACCAAAGAGCUUAACGGUGCCAACCGCACGGUGAUUCUAGAUAUUGCGCUCUCGCUGCCGGGCCUUCUGUCGCCGGCAUGUCGGCCGCGGACGAAAGCAUUUUCAAGCCUCCAGUCUUUCCUGGAAAGCAUUUAUAGGCUUAUUGGAAUUGUAUGUGUCGAGCAGAACCUCGAACUAGAUGGGCCUGGUGGGAUCGAUGCCCGUGUGAUCUUGCUCGAUUUUGAUUCGGUCCAGAGUGCCGCCGUCACCAGAGACCAACCACGCGAUGGCCCGAUCAUUGACUUGCAGACGCUGGCACAAUGUGGGCGGCCAUGGGACUACAUAUACUACCCGGAUAACCAAGUAGGUCAGAAUCUGGCCACGGCCUUCAGUAGCUUUUAUUCUCCGUCCAAGGACCCCAAUGCCGGGUCUAUGCACGCCAUCCCAGAAGCACCCAACUGGACCGUCCCAGAAUCUCUCGUGACUCUGGACGAUGUCAACAAAUCAAGCACGCAUUACUCUGUGGCUGUAGGGGGCACUUUCGAUCAUUUCCAUAUCGGACACAAGCUUCUGCUCACGGCUACGGCGUUGGUUUUGCAGCCGGCUGAAGAUGCAGACACAGGUAAAGCGCGACAGAUUACCGUUGGGGUGACGGGGGAGGGUCUGUUGGCGAAGAAGAAGUACGCAGAGUUUCUGGAGAGCUGGGAUGAGCGAUGCGCGAGUACUGGUUCGUUCCUCAUGGCCAUCAUGGAUUUCCAUCUCCCGGAAGCCGGCGCGCCGCGCAUUGAGAGAGCGUCUGGGCCUGGACCCGAUGGCAAAUACAUUCAGAUGCAAGUCCGCCCCGAUUUAGUCUUCAAGCUGGUACAGAUCACGGAUCCUUUUGGUCCUACCGUCACCGACCAGGGCAUUGGUGCUUUAGUUGUUUCCCGAGAGACUCGCGCAGGUGGAGCCGCUGUCAACGAGGAGCGCGCAAAGAAAGGCUGGGAGAGUCUGGGGGUGUUUGAAGUCGACGUGUUGCACACAGGCGAAGUCCCCACCGACGAUGUCGAGAAUUUCGCGUCGAAGAUAAGCAGCACGGAUAUCAGGCGACGUCGGAUAGAAAUGGCGACGAAAUAAUUAGCGCCGUGAACUGGCAAAAUGCGGGCAGCUGUUCUAUCCAGUCGUCAGCCUUUAGACAUUGACAGCUGUCCUGAAACGGAAGAUGACAGGCGUGCAGGUAUGGGGAUGAUUGGGCACGACAGGAUCUUGUACAUACAUUGCCGGCAUCCCCAGCAGCAUGGGACAGCAAAGCGAAUCAUGCAUUCAUCGUACAGAUUGUCGUG
Messenger RNA from Aspergillus sclerotioniger CBS 115572, 1708 nucleotides. Its product is annotated as putative pantetheine-phosphate adenylyltransferase. The coding region runs from base 294 to 1502 and encodes 402 amino acids. Gene Ontology annotation, molecular function: dephospho-CoA kinase activity. The record is from RefSeq and is a predicted model, not a curated record. NCBI's taxonomy places the organism in Eukaryota, Fungi, Ascomycota, Eurotiomycetes, Eurotiales, Aspergillaceae. The transcript has a single exon. Gene Ontology annotation, biological process: coenzyme A biosynthetic process.